AUGAUGAAGCAUACGUUGACAUUUCUGCUGCCAACAGUCGUUCAGAGCAGAGUAGGAUGUCCAAACAACCUUGCGUCAAGCAAAAAACUCCACCCGACAGCAUGGCUUGAUGGUAUGCGAGGUAUAGCAUCUGUUCUUGUCUUUGUGCAUCACGUCACAUUGCCCUCACAUGAUGUGUCGGCAGCCUGGUCUCCCGAAGAGCCUUUCAACUCGUUCUUACGCCUACCAAUGAUCCGCUUCUUUUACAAUGGUCCCUUUAUGGUGGCCAUAUUUUUCACCGUGUCAGGUUACGCCCUCUCCUACAAGCCCGUGAAGCUGAUGCGACAAGGAGACUUUGAGGCCCUGUGCUCAACACUUUCGUCCUCCGUCUUUCGUCGCGGCUUUCGGAUAUAUCUGCCCUGCAUCGCGUCGACUCUUUUCAUUGUCUUGUUCAUCCAGCUCGGGCUAUACGAAUUGACAAGGCCGAUCGCGACAGACCCUUCCCGUUUGUCUGGCGGCCCCGAGUUCCACCCUGAGCGCGGACCGACCGCGAUGGAACAGAUAAGACCUUGGUUUCACGAGAUAUCGAGAUUUCUGAACCCGUUCACAAACGACGAUGUUAAGCAUUAUGAUGGACACCUCUGGACAAUCUCCACAGAAUACACAAACUCCAUUAUCUUGUUCGUCACACAGCUUGGAGUCUGCCGCUUGCGAUCCAGACUGCGACUGCUCUUCCUACUCUGUUUGAUAGCCUUUGCACACCAGAUCUCACACUGGUCCAUGAUAUUGUUCUACGGAGGCUUCGUUUUUGCAGAAUUAGACAUUCGCCGCCGCUCGAUAGUACAACCAUCAGGCGCAAAGACACGUGCCAAUAUCUUCUGGUCUACGACAUAUAUUGUCAUUUUCAGUUGCGGGCUUUAUCUCGGGGGUCAGCCGGAGACUCAUCUGGACAGGGCACCUGGCUGGAACACGCUCAUUUCUUGGAUCCCAGAACCGUUCGGAGGGAUAUUCAUCAGACUGCGAUACUGGACAGCGUGGGGUGCUCUUUUGAUUGUCUGGUCAACCUCGAACUCGUUGAUACUCCAACGCCUGUUCAAUCACAGGAUCUCACAGUAUCUGGGCAAGAUUUCAUUUGGACUCUACCUUGUCCAUGGGUGCAUCAUACAGACGAUAGGGUAUCUAUUGUUCGCAUUCUUCUGGAGCAUCAUCGGAUACGAUACGCCUGCAAGGAAGGAGCUGGGAUUCGUCUUGGCUUCGAUCAUCAUCUUUGCGGUCACGAUUUGGGCGGCCGAUAUAUUCACAAGAUUGGUUGACGCACCAUCGCUGAGAGUUGCUAGGUGGCUGGAGCAGAAGUGUCUUGUGUAG
Molecule: messenger RNA, 1344 nt
Organism: Aureobasidium melanogenum CBS 110374
Lineage: Eukaryota; Fungi; Ascomycota; Dothideomycetes; Dothideales; Saccotheciaceae
Exons: 2
Coding region: 1-1344 (447 amino acids)
Biological process (GO): polysaccharide biosynthetic process
Cellular component (GO): membrane
Molecular function (GO): acyltransferase activity, transferring groups other than amino-acyl groups
Source: RefSeq, a predicted model, not a curated record